UAGUGGCGACGACAUCUAGCUCUUUCCGCAAUCCAUUCUACUACUGUCCGCGUUGCUUCGCGCAGUUGUACUAGUCGAGUGCUUAUUUGCAAUCGUAGGUGUUACGUAUAAGCAUAUAGGGGUACUUAGCGGACAGUGCGUGUUUAUACAUUGAUUCUUUUUAAUAAAACUUGAGCGACAAAGGAAAAACACAAACCGUUCAAAAUGUCCGGUUAUGGAAAGCGAGCUUCCCAAGCGGCCAAGCCAUAGGGACUGGCGACGCCAAGUGAAAAAACAGCGACGCAAGCGCCUACGACAGAAAGCCGCCCGGGAGCGUGAUCAGGAAGAACAACGUUUGCAGCUUGUUUUCGAGCAGAGUGAAGACUACUUACACUGGUUCAAGGAGCAGGAGCACUUGCGACAAGAGGAGGAAAAACGCGCGCGUGAGGAACACGAUAGGUUGGAAAAAGCCUGGCUCGAAGCUGAGGUGAAAGCUCAAAAGGAGUGGGCGAUUUUACAAGAACGCAAAGCCAAAGCUAGGGAAGUACAGUUGGCUCAGGAGGAAAUUAUCAGGAAAGAAUUCGAAGCCAUGCAAGAAAAUAGUCGCAAGAAGAAGGAGGCCGAGAGGCGUAGAAGGGAUGAGCAAAAGAAAUUGUUUGAACGAAUGAAGAAGGAAAUUGAUGCUUACAUCGAUGAUGGGUCUAGAACUCCUAAAGUUUUUCGCACUCUUAGCGAGACUCAGCCAGGCAAAGAAAUUUGCCCAUUUUUUACAAAAACUGGAGCCUGCAGAUAUGGAGAUAUCUGCUCUCGUAAUCACCAGAGACCUGGUCUUAGCACAGUAAUUCUUGUGCCCAACUUUUAUACUCAUUAUUCAUUAGAGAGACACUCUUAUCACUCUGAUGAUAGACUUGAGUAUGAUCAUAGGGAAACUCGGAAUCAUUUUCGUGAUUUCUAUUUUGAUGUUGUACCAGAAUUGGAGAAGUUUGGGAAAAUCAAAACUUUACAAUAUUGCAAAAAUACUGAAGCUCAUCUCAGGGGCAAUCUAUAUGUUGAAUACUAUACUGAAAGAGAGGCUGCAAGAGCUUUGCGUGGUCUCAAAGGACGAUGGUACGCUGGGAGACAACUGCAUUGCGAGUUUGUCAAUUUGAAAUCGUGGAGAGGUGCCAUCUGUGGAAUGAUGCGUUGCCCGAAAGGAAGUUCAUGCAAUUUUCUACAUGUUUUCAAGAAUCCUUCUGAAGAAUACAACGUCAAGAGUCCACCGCUGUGGCAAAAAAGACAGGAACAAUUUGAGUCAAAUUCAUCUCGAGACAGCUCUUCUCGCAGAGGCAGCAGCAGACGAUCUAAUUGGGAAGAUCGUGAUCAGGACCGUAAUUGGAGAUGGUCAGAGUCUCCAGAGCCAGAUAACAGAAGACAUGACAGAGGAAGACCGAAUCAAUACAAUAACAGACCAAUGCAGAGGAAUUUCCAACCUCGUAAUCAGUAUAAUAAUCGUGGUGGUUUUGACAACCGCCGAAAUGAUAGAAAUUUCUAUGAUAACAGACGCGGAAGAAAUUUCAAUAAUCGAUUUGAUGACAGACGCGGAAGGCAACACAACUUUAAUGACCGUUUCAAGCGUCGCUACUCAGAUUCCGACAACAAUGACGACUAUGGUUCCAAAAUGAGGCGUAGGGAGAGAAGGAGUAGGUCCCCUCGUUCUCGCUCUGGAUCUCGAUCGCGUUCCAUUUCUAGAUCACCGUCAAGGUCGCGAUCCAGGUCUCGCUCUCCUCGCUCCCGUUCCAUAUCUCGGUCAAUGUCUAGAUCAAAGUCCCGCUCUCAUUCUCCACCAUCUCGCGGCCAAACCAGAUCUAGGACUCGUUCCCGAAGCCCGAUACGUCAAGCGCCGGCUGAUGAUGGAUUUAACAACUCGAAGAGACCAAAGGAGAGGCCCAGGGAGAUGCGUCCUAUAGAACGUCCUAGUAGAUCUGCGUCGGUCGAGAGAAAACGUAGACCCCCGUCUCCGGAACACGAGCCUCGAGAACAAAGUUUCUCAAAGGAAAUGAGACCACCACCGAGUCGUCCUGCAUCGAAAUGGGAUAGCGAGAAGCGUGAAUCGAGCCCAGAAGGCCAACGCUCUCGAUCCAGAUCGAGAUCAGCAUCGCCUUACAACAAGGCCCCUGCGAAGAAAAAUAGCUCGCAGAAGUCGCAGCAGAGACAUCCUCAAGAAUAUUCAAAGCCAACAGCUAAUUCCAAGUCCAAUAGCCAGAAAGAAUAUGAGUGGGAUACGACCGAUUCAGAACACGAAUAGUUUUUAGAAUUGUAACAAGUCGGGAGUAUAGCAUAUGUGUACAGCUAAUGCGUACAUCAAUAUUUUUAAUAUUAUUGUGUACGGCUCUCAAGCUUCCGAUUGCCCAAGAUGUCAUUCAAAGAUUACGAUAACCCGAGUUUGAUUACUUGUAUUAAUUAUCUGUACCACGAGUCAAAGAUAUCUGCGUCGAUCUCUCUCGCAUACCAUCUAUUUUUUUAAACAGCAGUUCUUUUCAACUGAAACAACUAAUAGAUAUGAUCAAGUUAUUUGUAAACCAUGCGCGUUUUUUUGACGUUAACAAACCUGAUAAGUUAUCAAGUGCCUUUGCGAUAGAUUAUAUAUCAUUUGAUUUAUAAGCUGGACACGGAGUCAAUUUCCCCUCAGAUUAGCGACCAAGCUAUUGUCUAGUAUUCUAUUGUCAACCUCAGUUAUUUCGAU
Messenger RNA from Phymastichus coffea, 2701 nucleotides. Its product is annotated as U2 small nuclear ribonucleoprotein auxiliary factor 35 kDa subunit-related protein 2. The transcript has 5 exons. Gene Ontology annotation, biological process: mRNA splicing, via spliceosome. The coding region runs from base 215 to 2263 and encodes 682 amino acids. Gene Ontology annotation, cellular component: spliceosomal complex; U2AF complex. NCBI's taxonomy places the organism in Eukaryota, Metazoa, Arthropoda, Insecta, Hymenoptera, Eulophidae. The record is from RefSeq and is a predicted model, not a curated record. Gene Ontology annotation, molecular function: metal ion binding; pre-mRNA 3'-splice site binding.